Metschnikowia bicuspidata var. bicuspidata NRRL YB-4993 is the source of this 2172-nucleotide messenger RNA. It is a transcript of the gene ORC3, whose product is annotated as origin recognition complex subunit 3. Gene Ontology annotation, cellular component: DNA replication preinitiation complex; nuclear pre-replicative complex; nuclear origin of replication recognition complex. The record is from RefSeq and is a predicted model, not a curated record. The transcript has 3 exons. The coding region runs from base 1 to 2172 and encodes 723 amino acids. Lineage: Eukaryota; Fungi; Ascomycota; Pichiomycetes; Serinales; Metschnikowiaceae. Gene Ontology annotation, molecular function: DNA replication origin binding. Gene Ontology annotation, biological process: DNA replication initiation; DNA replication.
AUGAAGCGCGCCAAUGUAAAAACACACUACUCGAUAGACCUAUCAAACUCCGAGGCGGCCGAGCAUAAAAAAGAUCAUCUGACGCCUUUUGGGCACCUACUCGCCGAGACAGGCGACCACGUCAGACACCGGUACCUCCUCUACGAGAAGAUCUGGGGCCACCAGAAACAGGCCAUCGAGACGAUCUUGAACCUGGCCAACCACUCGCUUUUCGCCAGUCUCCUUGAGUAUAUCCAGGAUCCGGUUUCCGAGCGGUUAGACACGGCUUUCCUUGGCUUGAGUUCCAACACGGCAAACAACUUGCGGCUUCUAGACGAGUUCUCGAUGUACGUCGCAGAAACCCCACAGGGAGCCACGCAUAUCCGAGUCGUGCGCUUGGGCUCCCAAUUGUGCGGCAACAUCAAGGCUGCCGUCAGAGAAAUGAUCAAGCAGAUUGUAGAGGGUCCCGUGUCCGAAAAAAAUGGCCCAGUAGACGAAGAUGAAAAUGAGCAAAGAGCGGACGACAACAACUCUGCGGACGACAACAGCGAGUUUGAAGACGAGGGGGAAGACGAGGACGAAGAGUCGACUGCCAUCUCAGGCGGCCGGAUCUCCUAUGAUUUUGAGAUCGUGCAGGACUGGAUGGACUCUUAUGUCAAGAAACAUCGGUGCGAGGACUCGCUCCGGAUCGUGGUGGUUUUGGAGGAUUGUGAUGGGUUUUCCACCGAGGUGCUCAACCAGUUAUUGCAGCUAGUUUGCGUGUACACGAGCCGAUACCCGAUCAAAAUGGUGAUGGCUCUAGGCACCCGUAAUGUGGGUAGCUGGAUGGACUCGAACGUCACCACCAAGCUCCGGACAUUGAUCGAGGGUGUCAAGUUCCAGGCAAAGGAAAACAAGGACUUGGGGUACCAGAUCAUCGAUGAGAUCCUCCUCCAGAACGAGAUCACGGCGCAGAACCCGCUACUUCUAGACGCGUAUCUCUCGCUGGUCAUCUUGAGCAGGUUUGAGAACUCCAACAAUUCCAUCGACAGCUUGAUCACAGAGCUCAAACUCGCGUACAUCAUGUACUUCUACCACACGCCGCUCGCGGGCUUGGUGGACCCUGCCUUUGUCCCGGAAAAGUUCCACUACGACGCGUUGAGAAAACUCCCGUCUUUCAAGAAUCAUAUGGAGGCCCUUGUGCAUGACCUUGGGCAGAACCCCUCCGAGUCCGAAAAGACCCAGGUGCUCCGCUUGCUUCUGAGCAACAAGGAGCUCAAGGCGCUUUUCGACAUGGCCCGAGGUUGGAUUCAGAAGUACCAGAACGCCGUCAUGAACGCCGUGAACAUAGUCUACUGGCUUUGCGGAGGCUCCAAAGAAAAGUUCCAGAUCUACAAGUUGAUCACCAACAACCAGUUCAUGAACUCGGCAUUUUCCAGCGGCGUCUUGAAAGCCGUGGCCGCGUAUGCGACUGAAGAAUAUGACGAGUUUGUGUCUUUCUUGGCGGGGCCUCUGAUACACGAGUCCGUGAAUGGCCAGAUCGACGAAGAUGUCGUGCGGAUGAAAGCAGGCCUCCAGGAAAGAAAUGACGGCGACCUCCAGUCGCUUCUCAACAAGUACUUCCAUGACAACGAGCAUCUCAACAUGAAAAUCAGCGACAAUCUUUUCAACGAGGUGCUCACAAUCAAUGGUGGACAUACAGAACUCGACGAGCUCAGACCGGCCGUCGCCAUCGAGGAAAACUACAGGAACGUCAUGAUUGAUGUCAUCCGCCCCAAUACAAGGGAGGUGAUUGAAACAGACCUAGAUGAGCCGCAGGCUAGGCUACGAAACCCAUUGCUCAUGGAGCGCUUCGGGAAAAAGAGAUUGGGCGCCAAGCUCGUGGGGCCGCCGUUGUGCAAGUUGUACCAGGUGUAUAAAGACACGCCCGUCAGCAUCAAUUUGUGGGACUUCUAUGUGGCUUUCAAGCUGUCGCUUCCGAGAGCACUGAUCGUGGCCGAAAUUGAACGUCACGUGCAGAGCUCACCGGAGACCGACCGGGCUGGGCUUGCGCUGAUCAUGGAGGGAUUGAAAAACGAGGAUAACGAAGACACGUGGAGCAAGGUCGUCUACGCCUGGUUUCUCCAGGGGUGUUUUGAGCUCAACGCGAUGGGCUUUCUAAAGGAGAAACUGAAGGGAGAUUACAUGGAAAAGUUGGUCUGGAAAAACUUAUAG